CAUUUCUAUAAAUUGGCAAAGGGUUCAUAUGCAUAGAAAACCAUAAGGGGUAUCAAUCAGAAUCUUGAAGCUUUUCCUGUGAUUAAACUAGCUAGCAAUCAUGGCUCAAGCAGCAGCGUCCGAAUCUUUCUCAGAGAAUGGCGUGUCGAUUGAGCUAACGAAGCUCGGAAGCAACUCGAGGAGCAUUCAUUCGAAAGUCGCGAUAAACGCAAGCCUGGAUACGGUUUGGAAAAUUAUGACAGAUUAUGAGAAAUUUGCUGAUGUUAUUCCUAGUCUUACUGUCUGCAAGGUAGUUGAAAGAGUUGGCAAUCGUGCUCGUGUUUACCAGAUAGCAAAUCAAAAUUUACCGUUGGGGAUGAAAUUCAAAUCCAAAGUAACAUUGGAUUGUUUUGAGAAAGAUGUUGAAACCACUGCUUCUGGAAUCAAACGUGAUCUUGAAUAUAAAAUGGUCGAAGGCGAUUUUCAAAUUUUUGAAGGCAAAUGGUCCAUCGAACAGGUUACGCAAGGUCAGAAAUUAGAAACAACACUUGCAUACAUAGUGGACGUGGUGAAGCCUAAGGCGUGGGUGCCAAUUAACCUAGUCGAGGGUAAACUCUGCAAGGAGAUGCAGGCUAACCUCUCCAGCAUCCGCGACGCAGCAGAAAAAAUGAACCACUAAACGACGCCGUUUAUUUCAUCACCAUGGUUACAGUGUAAUAAAUUAUAAAAAAUUGUCUUAAUGCAUUUCAUUCGUCUUUGGAAAAAAUUAAAAUGAAAGAAAUUGUAUUUUCUUUUUCUGAUGCAGAUGUAAACGAUGUAAUGAUGUAAUUCCAUUUCUCUUUAUUAUAAAUAUAAAAGUUGUUGUUGAGUA
Molecule: messenger RNA, 850 nt
Organism: Mercurialis annua (annual mercury)
Lineage: Eukaryota; Viridiplantae; Streptophyta; Magnoliopsida; Malpighiales; Euphorbiaceae
Exons: 4
Coding region: 101-658 (185 amino acids)
Source: RefSeq, a predicted model, not a curated record